CUCGGCCACAGCGUCGGUUUCAGCUAGAGCGUCCUGACAAUCUCUUCGUUUCCCACGACUAAACAGGAGAUUUAAUUCUGUAAUCUACACCUUCCAGCGAAAGAUAUCACCUACGAGAUUCAUAAGGAGCUGAGUACUCCGCGUCCUGUACCUCUACCUCUCCCCCGUUGAAGCAGUGACAACAAGAGGUUUUCAUGAGUAUCCGGAGAGUAUCUAGAGCCUGCCUUACGUACAGGCCGAGGCGACCGGAUAAGCCCGAUCGCUCGCCCGCUCGUGAGACGGACCGCACGAGCCUCUGCAGCGAGCGCGAGAACACUUUCCAGCCCGUCAUCGUGUCCUACUGCAGUGUGCGAGCGAGUGGCAAGGACGAGGACCUCGGCAACGGUGGAACUCUUGGCCGAACGAUUCUGGUGGAUCUCGAGGGCAGGAGAGUAGCAGCCGCGGGAGUCUCGAGGGCCUUCCAGCACGGCCGAGGGGAAGCGAGGGCAGAGGGGAAGGCCAGUGACCCCGAACCGAACGAAACGAGGUCAGAAGGGAAAGACGGUGACCCCGAGCCGUAUGAUACCCUUAAGUACCCCUCGGCCGAGAGUUUCCUGGACCACUUGCUCGACGAAGACGACAUUGCGCUCUUGGAUAACGUCCAGGACAUUCUGUCGCAGGACACUUGCGCAGGAGUCGAGGCGACUGAGGAAGGACCGAGACGAGGAGCGGACAAAUCGUGCCCCUCGUCCUCCUGGCAGACGGACGACGCCGUUCGAGGAGAGAGCGACGCCGACAUCGAUUCGGGCGGCGUCGUAGCGGAGGACGACCUCGACCGCUGGGAAGAAUGGGUUCUCUUCGUGGCCGUCGACGUGGUGAGCGGCCUGCAGAUGGUCAUUCCCGCCAAAUACGUGAGGCUGGCGUCGAUCCCCUGGCACGUCCUACUGCCGGGCGACCCUCUGUGCCUGCCGAAGGACAACGUGGUGCUGAUGCGGAAGAGGGUCCUCGCCAGUACGGCCCGGGGCUCUGACUCCUCGUCGUCAGCAUCUUCGGAGUCGGGGAGACAAGCAAAGGUGAAGGAGAAGAGGCCGCGUAGUCGCACCAAAGUCGGGCCAGGAAGCCGAUUCAGAGGUCGUAGAAGCUCAAGGAUUCGAGGACGACCUCUCCCUCCUUGUCUUCCUCCGCGCCCACCAGAGAGAGAGAGUGGCCUCGGGUAUGGGUGUCCUCUGCCGCUGCACCUCCCCAAGGACUCCCCCAGCCGGCGGACGGCGCAGUGGAUCCUGUCGGAGUUCCAAGGCGACGGUUUCCUCGCGGCGUUAGAAGUGGAGACGCAAUGCGGGCGUUGUGAUAGCGUCUUGUCCAGCGUCGACGAAGCCGCCCGCCACUACGAGGCCGUCCACAGCGACAGGCGCAACUGCCCCUUCUGCUGCGUCAUCAUGUCAAGGGACGGGAUAUUUUGGCACAUGAGGCGCCAUUACGUGGGUUUGGCGUUUAGGUGAAGGUGGCGCCUGGUGUGAGUCGGUGUAGCCUUGGUGGGGCUUUUUUCGUUAAGGUUUUCGGUGGGUACCUUUUUCACCUGUGAUAUCUCGGAUGCCUUUUUUAGGUUUUCAAGUUUUUUUUCUAGGUUUUUCGCUUUGAUUUUUGUUUACAUUUUUUUCGGGUUUUAUCGAUGCUAAGUUACGAUUUUCAAUUUUCAUAUCACUUUUUUUCUCUUUCUCGAAGCUUUAUAUUUGUUUUUUACUUGAAGUUCGUUUGUUCAGGGUUCAAUAAUUCGUUGUCUUGUUAUUUAUUCGAGUUUCACAUUUUUGGUGUUCACCUUUGCACAAUGUUUCAAUUUGCAUUUUUGAAAACUUGAUAUAUUAUAUAUAUUUCUAUUUCUAUGCUUUGGUUCAAUUUUUACAUUGAAAAACGGUUUUGUAGUUUUAACAAAUCUGUAAGUCGUUAUAAAAAAAAACUGUUUUCCGUUUUCAGUAAUCAUGUUUCUUUCUUAAUGUUCUUUUUCAGUUCGUGUUUUUACUAGUAAUCUUAUGAUUAGAAGAAAAUGCAUUUUUUCGUAUUUCAUUACGUGGAAUAUGAGUGUACUAUUUUUGUAAUAUUUGUUCUUUCCUGUUGCAGAAUUUAUUCAUUUUCCGUGUAUACCUUGUCGUAUGGGUUAUUGUGAA
This is a messenger RNA of Penaeus chinensis, 2141 nucleotides long. RefSeq lists its product as uncharacterized. The record is from RefSeq and is a predicted model, not a curated record. The transcript has 5 exons. Lineage: Eukaryota; Metazoa; Arthropoda; Malacostraca; Decapoda; Penaeidae. The coding region runs from base 195 to 1478 and encodes 427 amino acids.